AGCUCUUCAUGCUGUCUACGUGUUUUCAAUCACUUGCAAAGGGAAUGGUGCGCGCAACCUCCCUCGCUCCUCAGGUUUUCUCCGCCUCAUUUGCCACUGGAUUGAAGCUUGGAGAUGGGCAGAAAAGACCGUCGUACAAGUUGUUCACGAUCUUCCGAUACAACCCUGAUAAGGACGUCAAGCCUCACUAUGAGAAAUACGUUAUUGAUCUGAACGAUUGUGGAACCAUGGUGUUGGAUGCUCUGUUCAAGAUCAAGAACGAGCAAGAUCCUACUUUUGCGUUUAGAAGAUCGUGCCGUGAGGGUAUUUGCGGUUCGUGUGCCAUGAACAUUAACGGCGAGAACGGUUUGGCUUGUUUGACUAAGAUCCCCAAGGAUAAUAAGGUUUGCACGGUGCGUCCUCUCCCCCACAUGUUCGUCAUCAAGGAUCUCAUCCCCGAUAUGACGAACUUCUACGAGCAGUACGCGUCGAUCAAGCCGUGGUUGCAGAAGAAGUCGGCUGUGAGCACGGACUACAAGGUGGAGAACCUGCAGUCGCACGAGGAUCGUCUGCUUCUGGACGGUCUGUACGAGUGCAUUCUCUGCGCCUGCUGCUCGACGUCGUGCCCGUCGUACUGGUGGCACGGCGAUAAGUAUCUGGGCCCGUCGAUUCUGCAGCAAGCGUACCGAUGGAUCGCCGAUUCGCGUGAUGAGAUGACGGAGGAGAGACUGAAGAGUCUGGACGAUACGUACAAGCUGUAUCGAUGCCAUGCGAUUAUGAACUGCACGCACGCUUGCCCCAAGAAUCUCAAUCCGGGAAGAUCGAUCCACAAGCUGAAGCAUGCCAUCCAUAAGAUGCACUAAUUAUCUUUUAUGCCUUGUUUGGU
Molecule: messenger RNA, 865 nt
Organism: Blastocystis hominis
Lineage: Eukaryota; Bigyra; Opalinata; Blastocystidae
Exons: 5
Coding region: 45-842 (265 amino acids)
Biological process (GO): tricarboxylic acid cycle; respiratory electron transport chain; aerobic respiration
Molecular function (GO): electron transfer activity; 2 iron, 2 sulfur cluster binding
Source: RefSeq, a predicted model, not a curated record